AUGGCACUCGAGGAGCGGGGGUCUGCUUGCUGGCAGGCCUCUAGGGAGUGGGGCAUCUCCCAUGGGGUCUCAUCGUCUCUCUUCUCUUCCCAGUCUAGGAUGACGGAGUCCCCAAACUGGAGAGCCAUGCGGGACACACGCAGGUACCGGCACCACUACCCGGAUUUGAUGGAAGGGGACAGCAAUGGUGACAUGCCAAACCUGAGUUUCUACAAAAACGAGAUCCCGUUCCGGCCCAAUGGCUACUGCAUUGAGUAUAUUCUUAAGGAAUGGAGGAACAACUACGACCUCCUGGAGGACAACCAUUCCUACAUCCAGUGGCUGUUUCCUCUGCGGGAGCCAGGGGUGAACUGGCAUGCCAAGCCCCUCACACAGCAGGAGAUCGAGGCCUUUAAAAACUCCCAGGAAGCCGGGCGGCGGCUUGUCCAGGCCUACGAGCUCAUGCUGGGGUUCUACGGAAUCGAGCUGGAGGACCGGGACACAGGCAAGGUGCGGCGAGCACAGAGCUACCAGAAGCGCUUCCAGAACCUCAACUGGUGAGGACCCCAGCGGGGUAGC
This is a messenger RNA of Myotis davidii, 558 nucleotides long. It is a transcript of the gene OGFR, whose product is annotated as opioid growth factor receptor. The record is from RefSeq and is a predicted model, not a curated record. NCBI's taxonomy places the organism in Eukaryota, Metazoa, Chordata, Mammalia, Chiroptera, Vespertilionidae. The coding region runs from base 1 to 540 and encodes 179 amino acids. The transcript is spliced from 5 exons. Gene Ontology annotation, molecular function: opioid growth factor receptor activity. Gene Ontology annotation, cellular component: membrane.